CAGCUGCCUUGGGACGAGGGGAGAGUUAGUCUAACUCGAGUUCACUCACACACGAGAGAGGUUCGCCAUCUAUAUACCCCAUCUUCUCUCUCUAUCUCUCCCUCAUGAACCAUACAACAAACUAUAUAUCCAAUAUUAAAACUAGAUAUCCUCUUAAGCAUAAUUUCGUUUAUAGAAUCGAGUGAGGUAACUAUAGGCAUAAGAGGAUUAGACACAACGAAGUGAUAAAUAGUGAGAGAUGGCCAGUGACAAGUGCUCCUGAACACUUCCACAAGACUUUAAGUUGUUUAUUUGCAAGAGAUAAGUGUCAGAUAAACUACCUCGUCCUCAAGAUGUUCCUCGCUGCCCUCUUCCUGGCCUCGUGCUCUGUGUAUGAAGGACUGUCGGAUUCUGUGACGGAUCUGGUCUUCGGCCAGCCGGGGUCUCCGUGGACCACUGGGGACAACGACUAUUACUACGACCCUCUUAACCCAGAGGACACCUUUCCAGUCAUCACUAGCAGCAGCCGCUCCUUCUCUAUCCAACAGGGAGACUCCGUCAUCCUGCCCUGCGUCGUGCAGAACCUGGAAGAGUAUAGCCUCAUCUGGCGCCACGGGAAUCAGAUUCUGUGGGUGCUGCAGCAUCGACCAGACGGACCCAUCGUCGAGGCUGUGUCACAGGACCACCGGAUCGGUCUCAAUGGUACCUCUCUGAUGUUGUCCAGGGUACAGUGGAAGGAUGCUGGGACCUAUACCUGUGAACUUUCCACACAGCCACGACGAACACUCAACCACACCCUCACCGUCAGAGUGCCUCCGUCAGUGUACCCGGCCAAUAACCGCAGUGAAGUCACCAUCAGGAUUGGCAGCACUGUCACCCUGGGUUGCCAUGCUUCAGGUUACCCUACACCUACUGUCACCUGGACCCGAAAGGGUGGAAACUUGCCAGGUCCAGCUGAAGGUGCCAACCUGACAGUACACGAGGCAGUACCUGAAGACAAUGGUGUAUACAAGUGCACAGCCACCAACGGUGUGGGUAAGCCAGCCUCCACCUCCAUCAUCCUGCAAGUCAUGCAUCGACCAAAGGUGUGGGCGGAGAAAGAGGAGGUGUACUCUGGGGUGGGUUACGAGGCCACAAUAGCUUGUUACGUGGAAGCCGAACCUCGCCCACAGGUCAAGUUUUAUCGUCUGGGCGAUAUCCCCGUUGAUCCCCUCAGGCUUUACAAGACCUUCGACGUUAACAAUAGGUACUCGUUGCAUUUUGACCACGUGCAACUGAGUGACUUCGGUUACCACACCUGCAACGCCUCCAACUUCAUAGGAAAUUCCUCAGCCAUCAUCAGGCUGUCUGGGCGACCCAAGCCUGUCAGAUUUACCAGCCUCAGCCAGGGGGACAAGGAGAAUACUUACACUCUUGUAUGGGACGUGGAGAGUUAUGCUCCAGUUCUCGCCUACAUCAUUGCCUAUAGAAACGAGAGUGAUGGCGAGGACGAGGGGAUCAAGUUGACGGUGCCAGGAACUACAUCCUCCUCCAUCUACCACUCUUACAGUCACAACUUCACCCAGCUGGAGCCAGGGGCAACAUACUAUGUCCAAGUCACAGCCAAAAACGAAUUUGGUCUGAGUGACGUCAAUGAAACUUUUACAUUUACCACAUUUGAUCCAGCUGGCCCUGACUCCCCCGAAGAUUAUGAUGCUGAGGGGGAGGAUUCGCUCUCCGUUAUCAACCAAUAUGAAGACGUGGUUUCAGAGGCUGUGGGAGUGAGUCAGCUGCAAGCAGAUCCCACGCCCAGCAUGGAUGCUGCUACCAGUCCUAACACUCCAAGCAUCGUGGCUGCCAACUUAACAGAGCAGCAGCAAAUUCAGAAGAAGGUUUCAACUGCAGAAAAAGUAGCAGUGCACGAUGAUUCCUCAGGAGCAUUCACCUUCACAAUGACACCGGCAGAGAGACGGGGCCAGAUGGUCGCCCUUGUAACUGCCAUCAGUCUAUCUUGUUUUUUCUCAUAAUUUGCUAUGAGGCUGUGAGAAGAAUUGUAUUUAUCCCUGGCUUGGAAAUGUACAUUGCUGGAGAAGGAGCAGAUUUUGCCUAUGCAUAGCUCACUACCAUUGGGGAAACCGUCACAAAUUACUAUGUCUGGAAUGCACAAAAUAAGAGCUUUCAAGAGUGUUACUACAUUAAGGAUGUCUUUACCAAGGCUAGAGGGACAACAGAAGCUAAGUCAGCGGUAGUUACAAGUAAAAGCAUUCCAUGAAGUUAUAGACUUUCAUGAAUAUUGAGAUUGCUCUAAAAGUGGGAAUAUUAUUAUCAUAUUAAUGUGGAAGCGCUAAACCAAUAAGGGUCAUAUAGCACUUAAGAAUGAGAAUUAUGUUUGAUCCAAGGAAGGGCAAGGAAACCCUAUUUCUUGGAGGGAUGGGAAAAGGAAGAAAAAAUUUUA
Cherax quadricarinatus is the source of this 2413-nucleotide messenger RNA. RefSeq names its product protein amalgam. Gene Ontology annotation, cellular component: neuronal cell body; axon; plasma membrane. Gene Ontology annotation, molecular function: axon guidance receptor activity; protein binding. The record is from RefSeq and is a predicted model, not a curated record. Gene Ontology annotation, biological process: homophilic cell-cell adhesion; synapse organization. Lineage: Eukaryota; Metazoa; Arthropoda; Malacostraca; Decapoda; Parastacidae.